Molecule: messenger RNA, 1160 nt
Organism: Symphalangus syndactylus (siamang)
Lineage: Eukaryota; Metazoa; Chordata; Mammalia; Primates; Hylobatidae
Gene: MOS
Product: MOS proto-oncogene, serine/threonine kinase
Biological process (GO): protein phosphorylation
Molecular function (GO): protein serine/threonine kinase activity; ATP binding
Source: RefSeq, a predicted model, not a curated record
AUGCCCUCGCCCCUGGCCCUACGCCCCUACCUCCGGAGCGAGUUUUCCCCAUCGGUGGACGCGCGGCCCUGCAGCAGUCCCUCCGAGCUCCCUGCGAAGCUGCUUCUGGGGGCCACUCCUCCUCGGGCCCCGCGGCUGCCGCGCCGGCUGGCCUGGUGCUCCAUUGACUGGGAGCAGGUGUGCUUGCUGCAGAGGCUGGGAGCCGGAGGGUUUGGCUCGGUGUACAAGGCGACUUACCGCGGUGUUCCUGUGGCCAUAAAGCAAGUGAACAAGUGCACCAAGAACCGACUAGCAUCUCGGCGGAGUUUCUGGGCUGAGCUCAACGUAGCAAGGCUGCGCCACGAUAACAUCGUGCGCGUGGUGGCUGCCAGCACGCGCACGCCCGCGGGGUCCAAUAGCCUAGGGACCAUCAUCAUGGAGUUCGGUGGCAACGUCACUUUACACCAAGUCAUCUAUGGCGCCGCUGGCCACCCUGAGGGGGACGCGGGGGAGCCUCACUGCCGCACUGGAGGACAGUUAAGUUUGGGAAAGUGUCUCAAGUACUCCCUAGAUGUUGUGAACGGCCUGCUCUUCCUCCACUCGCAAAGCAUUGUGCACUUGGACCUGAAGCCCGCGAACAUCUUGAUCAGUGAGCAGGAUGUCUGUAAAAUUAGUGACUUCGGUUGCUCUGAGAAGUUGGAAGAUCUGCUGUGCUUCCAGACACCCUCUUACCCCCUAGGAGGCACAUACACCCACCGCGCCCCGGAGCUCCUGAAAGGAGAGGGCGUGACGCCUAAAGCCGACAUUUAUUCCUUUGCCAUCACUCUCUGGCAAAUGACUACCAAGCAGGCGCCGUAUUCGGGGGAGCGGCAGCACAUACUGUACGCAGUGGUGGCCUACGACCUGCGCCCGUCCCUCUCCGCUGCGGUCUUCGAAGACUCGCUCCCCGGACAGCGCCUUGGGGACGUCAUCCGGCGCUGCUGGAGACCCAGCGCGUCGCAGAGGCCGAGCGCACGGCUGCUUUUGGUGGAUCUCACCUCUUUGAAAGCUGAAUUCGGCUGACUGAAAACCUGGUCAAGAUAAGCUUUUGUCUGAUUCUAUUUGUUUUUAAAGAAAGUGGAGAUGUCGAAGAAAACAUAGCUGUAGGAUGGAGUUUUAGAAAAUAAAGUUACCAAAAACUC